Messenger RNA from Cadophora gregata, 2158 nucleotides. RefSeq lists its product as uncharacterized. The transcript is spliced from 3 exons. NCBI's taxonomy places the organism in Eukaryota, Fungi, Ascomycota, Leotiomycetes, Helotiales, Ploettnerulaceae. The record is from RefSeq and is a predicted model, not a curated record. Bases 536 to 1507 code for a protein of 323 amino acids. Gene Ontology annotation, molecular function: RNA-DNA hybrid ribonuclease activity; nucleic acid binding; magnesium ion binding. Gene Ontology annotation, biological process: DNA replication, removal of RNA primer.
GACGCCUCUAAUGUUCGAUCAGCCCUGCACUCGGCGCUUUCGCUUCCCAUCCCUGAGCAACGACAUCCGAACCUCCAUGGAUUAAGGUACAACUGGACGAGAACCCCUCUUCAACUUUCAACUUAGUCUGAACAAUUCACGUCCCAUUCUCAGCCGAUGGACCUGCUCGCCAGAUCCUUGGGCUCUUUUUCCCAAUCAACCUGACUCUCACGACAGUACCCACGUCAAUGCCUCGUAUUUUCCUUCAGCCUCGUAAGUUUCAGCCCUGCCCACUCGCAGCGUACCAGACGUCUUUACAGUUUUGAUUCCAACCCGGCGAUCAAUUUGCCUAAUUUCCUUGAUCGCAGCUCGACACAGCUAAUUCGUGCCUGCCUCCUCAAAGACUCAUUCACCUGGACCCAGUUUCCAUAAAGGUUCUUUCUGCGGAGCUUUUCGGCCUCAGCCUCGCAGCCUCUGCACAACCCCCCUCAUCCUUGGGACCCCUCUCUACGAAUACCGAAAGUACAAUAAAUUACAAGAGUACGGACUGGAAAUUAUGUCUUCUGCAUCGAAGAAACGUAAGCACGGCGAGGACGUGACCAAGUUCUACGCGGUUCGGACUGGUAGGACGCCAGGUGUGUACAUGUCAUGGAAAGAAUGCCAGGCACACACUACUGGAUUUGGAGGCGCUGUUUACAAAUCGUUCUUUUCGAAGCAAGAAGCCGAUGAGUUCGUCGCGGGGAAGAGCAAAUCAAAACCUGGACAGGAGAAAUUCUAUGCCGUCGCCGUGGGUCACAAGCCUGGUGUCUAUACAGAAUGGUCUGAAGCACAGAAACAGACCCUGGGUGCGGAGAAGCCGAAGUACAAGAAGUUCGAGUCGAGGAAAGAGGCCGAGGAGUUUGUGAAGAGUGGCGGGAAGACUGCUGUUAAGGCGGAAGCUGCGAAUGGUACAAAGACUACUAGGGAGAAGAAGACUGAAGAUUCCGAGGAGGAGGAUGAGCAAGAGGAAGAAGAGGUUGAACCCACUGCGAAGAGAUCUAAGACGAGUGCUAGUGCAGCAUCGAAGUCUAAGUGGCUGCGGAUCUAUACAGAUGGAAGUGCUUUGGGUAAUGGGAAGAAGGGUGCGGUGGCAGGUGUUGGAGUUUUCUUUGCAGCUGGUGACAAACGUAACGUCUCCGAACCUCUCGAAGGUCCAGUACAAACCAAUAACCGUGCCGAACUUACCGGCAUUCAGCGCGCCCUCGAAAUUGCCCCGAGGGAGAGAGCUGUUGAGAUCAUCACAGACAGCAAUUAUUCCAUUAAUUGUGUAUCUGUCUGGUUCGCGAACUGGGAGAAGAAGAACUGGGUCACGUCAACAGGCAAGGGAGUUGAAAAUCAGGAUCUGAUCAAGGGCAUCAGAGCUCUGAUCGAGGAACGAGAAGCGUUAGGGGUUGAGACUAAGUUUACUUGGAUCAAGGGCCAUAACGACGAUCCUGGAAAUACCGCAGCUGAUAGACUUGCUGUUGCGGGUGCGCAGUCGAGUCGUUAGCUCACCACUUACUAAGUUUCUCAAGGACGGGGCUUGAAUCCCUCGUCUCGAUUGGAUGGUUAUGGAUGGGAUGAGAUGUGUUUCUCUACUUCGGCUAUUGGACCCAGGGUAUGCUAUGGGAUACUAUCAUGGUAUGGGUCGGUCAUGAAUGCAUGGUACGGAAUUGAGCGAAGACUUGUACGAGUAAUGUGGAAUUUUUGUGGUAUGGGAUUCUUGCAUAUGUUUGAGAGGCUUUUAAUACCCAGCGUCAGAAGGACGAGUUCUUUUAUGCUUUCUCUUCUCAUCGCUACACUUACAGCAGGUAGAUCUAGAUCGAGUCUUGCUGCUUGUUGCUUGUUGCUAUGAAUUGAUGGAUUGUAUCUCCACUUUGUGUGCUUGAUAUUACGGAGGGCUAAUCGUGGCAGAGAGCCUUGUUUGGCAUUGACUUCAUAUGUACUCAUUCUGCACGGCUCCAUAUCAUUACUGUAUCAAACCUUUAUGUCUAUCUAACUUGUACUGUUUACUGCUCGCUUAUUACAUGGUCAAAAUACGGUAGGCAGGCAGCUUCCAACUUGAUGUUGAUUCCAACAUCGAAACUUGAAAGAAUAUCACUGUCAUGAUUUUUGAAGCUAUGAAUAUGAUAUAAUAGUAAAUAAUAAUAUUUCAUUGCUG